AUGAUGAUGAUGACGAACUCUUCACAGGUCUCAUAUUUCACACUUGCUGCUUAUUUUGAGACUGGAAAUUUUAAAUACUUAUUUUUCAUGAUUGUCCUGUUUUUAUAUAUUUUUAUAGUCAGCAUAAACAUUUUGCUGAUUGUGGUCAUCUGUGUGAACAGAAGCUUACAUGAGCCUAUGUACCUGUUUCUGUGCAGCCUGUUUGUAAAUGAACUAUAUGGUAGCACAGGGCUGUUUCCAUUCCUCCUGGUUCAGAUUCUCUCUGACGUUCACACUGUUUCUGCUUCGUUUUGUUUCCUGCAGAUUUAUUCUGUUCACACAUAUGGAGCUGUAGAAUAUCUAAACUUAUCCAUCAUGUCUUACGACAGAUACCUGGCUAUCUGUUAUCCUUUACAGUAUAACACACGUAUGACGUCUAAGAAGAUCGGCAUCCUUAUUGCUGUAGCAUGGUUAUAUCCUAUGCUCGCAUGUAUUGUUGUAAUAUACUUGAAUUCCGUUUCUCAGCUGUGUGGGAACAACAUAUACAAAGUGUACUGUGACGGCCACUCUAUUGUGAAGCUUGCAUGCUCAGAUACCCGUGUAGUUAACAUAUAUGGGCUGCUUGUAUCUUUUGGCACAAUCUCUGGCACUUUAAUAUUUAUCAUGUUCACUUACAUGAGGAUCCUUAAAGUGUGUUUCUCAGGCUCCAAACAGACCAGACAGAAAGCUGUCAGUACCUGCACACCUCACCUUGCUUCCCUGCUCAACUUUUCUCUCGGGGCUAGCUUUGAAUUAAUACAGAGCAGGUUCAACAUGAGCAGUUUGCCCAAUAUGUUACGAAUAUUUUUAUCAUUGUACUGGCUCACAUGCCAGCUGCUCCUCAACCCUGUGAUGUACGGACUGAACAUGUCCAAAAUCCGUCUCGUAGGUAAAAGUCUGAUGUCAAAUGUAGGCGAUUAA
Molecule: messenger RNA, 939 nt
Organism: Toxotes jaculatrix (banded archerfish)
Lineage: Eukaryota; Metazoa; Chordata; Actinopteri; Toxotidae
Product: olfactory receptor 6N1-like
Exons: 1
Coding region: 1-939 (312 amino acids)
Biological process (GO): G protein-coupled receptor signaling pathway
Cellular component (GO): membrane
Molecular function (GO): G protein-coupled receptor activity; olfactory receptor activity
Source: RefSeq, a predicted model, not a curated record